This is a messenger RNA of Balaenoptera acutorostrata (minke whale), 3242 nucleotides long. RefSeq names its product splicing factor 1 (gene SF1). The transcript has 13 exons. The record is from RefSeq and is a predicted model, not a curated record. Gene Ontology annotation, molecular function: zinc ion binding; mRNA binding. Lineage: Eukaryota; Metazoa; Chordata; Mammalia; Artiodactyla; Balaenopteridae. Bases 391 to 2385 code for a protein of 664 amino acids. Gene Ontology annotation, biological process: regulation of mRNA splicing, via spliceosome. Gene Ontology annotation, cellular component: nucleus.
GCGCAGUAACAAAUGAAGUGCGCGCUGCGACACCUCCCAGCUCUCCAGGCUCAGCCGCCAUUUCCUCGCCUGGCCUAACGGUCCGGCCAAUCCCAGCGCGCAUCGAGAAGGGCUAAGGCUCCGCCAAUCGGAGGCCGCCGAUUUCGACCCCUUGCCUCGGCCCGGCCCAAUCCAGGCUCCGGCCCCGUCGCCCCCGGUCCGCCCCCGCGGCGCCCUCUCUCCUCCCUCUUUGUGCGUCUCGCGCCGCCGCCGCCGCCCGCCGCGUGAGAGGACGGGCUCCGCGCGCUCCGCGGCAGCACAGUCAGGUCCCCUCCCCCCAGAAGAUUCGCGAAGGAGAAACCGCCGCCGCCGCCGAAAAGGAGCCGCCGGUGCCGGUCCCUGGGGGGCGCCAUGGCGACCGGAGCGAACGCCACGCCGCUGGGUAAGCUGGGCCUCCCUGGCCCCAAAGGGGGCUUCGAGCCGGGGCCACCGCCUGCUCCCGGGCCUGGGACGGGGCUGCUGGUGUCCGGGCCGCCGCCGCCCCCGCCCGUGGGUUCGGUGGGGGCCCUGACCGCGGCCUUCCCCUUCGCGGCGCUGCCGCCGCCGCCGCCGCCGCCGCCCCCCCCACCUCCCCAGCAGCCGCCGCCGCCCUCCCCGGGCUCCUCGUACCCGCCGCCGCAGCCGCCCCCUCCGCCGCCGCUCUACCAGCGCGUGUCGCCACCGCAGCCGCCGCCGCCACCCCAGCCGCCGCGUCAGGACCAGCAGCCGGGCCCGGCCGGUGGCGGAGGAGACUUCCCCAGUAAGAAGCGGAAGAGGAGCCGCUGGAACCAAGACACAAUGGAACAGAAGACGGUGAUUCCAGGAAUGCCUACAGUUAUCCCCCCUGGACUUACUCGGGAACAAGAAAGAGCUUAUAUAGUGCAACUGCAGAUAGAAGACCUGACUCGUAAACUGCGCACAGGAGACCUGGGCAUCCCCCCUAACCCUGAGGACAGGUCCCCUUCCCCUGAGCCCAUCUACAAUAGCGAGGGGAAGCGGCUUAACACUCGUGAGUUCCGCACCCGCAAAAAGCUUGAAGAGGAGCGGCAUAACCUCAUCACGGAAAUGGUUGCCCUCAACCCUGAUUUCAAGCCACCUGCAGAUUACAAACCUCCAGCAACACGUGUGAGCGAUAAAGUAAUGAUUCCACAAGAUGAGUAUCCAGAAAUCAACUUUGUGGGGCUGCUGAUUGGGCCCAGAGGGAACACCUUGAAGAACAUAGAGAAGGAGUGUAAUGCCAAGAUCAUGAUCCGGGGGAAAGGCUCUGUGAAAGAAGGGAAAGUUGGGCGCAAAGAUGGCCAGAUGCUGCCAGGAGAAGAUGAGCCGCUUCAUGCCCUGGUUACUGCCAAUACCAUGGAGAAUGUGAAGAAAGCAGUAGAACAGAUAAGAAACAUCCUGAAGCAGGGUAUCGAGACUCCUGAGGACCAGAACGAUCUACGGAAGAUGCAGCUUCGAGAGUUGGCUCGUUUGAAUGGGACCCUUCGGGAAGACGAUAACAGGAUCUUAAGACCCUGGCAGAGCUCGGAGACCCGCAGCAUUACCAAUACCACAGUGUGUACCAAGUGUGGAGGGGCUGGCCACAUUGCUUCCGAUUGCAAAUUCCAAAGGCCUGGUGACCCCCAGUCAGCUCAGGAUAAAGCGCGGAUGGAUAAAGAAUACUUGUCCCUCAUGGCUGAACUGGGGGAGGCACCUGUGCCCGCAUCUGUGGGCUCCACCUCUGGGCCCGCCACCACACCCCUGGCCAGUGCACCUCGGCCCGCUGCUCCCGCCAACAAUCCACCUCCGCCGUCUCUCAUGUCCACUACCCAGAGCCGCCCACCCUGGAUGAAUUCUGGCCCGUCAGAGAGUCGGCCCUAUCAUGGCAUGCACGGAGGUGGCCCUGGUGGGCCCGGAGGUGGCCCGCACAGCUUCCCACACCCGUUACCCAGCCUGACGGGCGGGCACGGUGGACAUCCCAUGCAGCACAACCCGAAUGGACCCCCUCCUCCUUGGAUGCAGCCGCCGCCACCACCGAUGAACCAGGGCCCCCACCCACCUGGGCACCAUGGCCCUCCUCCAAUGGAUCAGUACCUGGGAAGUACGCCUGUGGGCUCUGGGGUCUAUCGCCUGCAUCAAGGAAAAGGUAUGAUGCCGCCGCCGCCUAUGGGCAUGAUGCCGCCGCCGCCGCCGCCUCCCAGUGGGCAGCCUCCACCCCCUCCCUCUGGUCCUCUUCCCCCAUGGCAGCAGCAGCAGCAGCAGCCUCCGCCACCCCCUCCGCCCAGCAGCAGUAUGGCUUCCAGUACCCCUUUGCCAUGGCAGCAAAGAUCCCUCCCCGCGGCGGCGAUGGCCCGAGCCAUGAGAGUGAGGACUUUCCGCGCCCAUUGGUGACCCUUCCAGGCAGACAGCCUCAGCAGCGCCCCUGGUGGACAGGAUGGUUCGGCAAAGCAGCCUGAGUUAUUUUUAUGGACGGAAUCGGAACACGCUGGCUCCAUAUUGUGAAAUUUUUUAUUAAAUUUUUCUUUUUCCUUUGUUAUUUCCUUAUCUUUUCCUUUCUUCAGACUCCGUCCAAGGAGAUGCUCUCCCCGGUCUUCUGCUGCAAUUAGAUUUCUUUCCCUUUUCUCAUUCCUCGUUCUUCUCUUUCUAAGGAGAGAGGAACAAAUGGUUUUUAGGCAAAGGCUUUUGGCCAUCAGUGUCAGGCUAGUGGGGGGUUCCUUUGGUUCUAAGAUUUUCAAGGUGCCAUAGUCGCCCUGAGAUUUUUUUUUUUCCUAAUUUUAAAGCGUGGGGUUUUGUCUGCCACCUUUGUAGACUAGCAGGUUGACCCCCAUGUCCAGGGUCCAUAUCCGUCCUGGCAUCCCUGCCAGUAGUUGGGGCCGCCUACGCCGCUGUGGGCUUGUCUGCCAGCCAGGAGUGCCCUUUCCACGCCCCUGAGCACCUGAGCUGCCUCGGAUUUCAUUUGUUCCUCUCUUUCCUGGAAGGCUUCCUUUUCAAAUUUAUUUUAGUCCCAAAUGUCAGUGUUUUGCAGUGUCUAGGGGUUUGAGCCCCUUGUUUUCCGUUCUGCUUCCUUUUUUUCCUCCUUCCUCUUCAUGGAGUGAUUAUGUUGACAAUAAUGUAUAAUGCGCGUUCUCUUCACUGGUUUAUCUGCAGAAAUUUCUCUGGGCUUUUUUUUUUUUUUUUUUUGGUGUAUGAUUCAACACUGCGUUAAAGGGGGAUGUUCAUUGAAUAAAAGAGCAGUGUGGUUUUCUGGG